This is a messenger RNA of Capronia coronata CBS 617.96, 3096 nucleotides long. RefSeq lists its product as uncharacterized. The coding region runs from base 1 to 3096 and encodes 1031 amino acids. NCBI's taxonomy places the organism in Eukaryota, Fungi, Ascomycota, Eurotiomycetes, Chaetothyriales, Herpotrichiellaceae. The record is from RefSeq and is a predicted model, not a curated record. The transcript has 3 exons.
AUGGCGGGCAUGCUAGACUCGGACCGCACACGCUCAAGACGAGAGAGAACAUUUGUAGGAGAGAUAUGUGCCGCUUGCGAAGAGCCGUUGGAGCAUACAUUAAGAGGGGAGAGGGUGCUGCAGUUCUCCUGCGGGCAUGUCGCCCAUGAAGCUUGCUUCUAUGAGUACAUUCGGGAAGCGGACUCGCAAUACUGCCCAACAUGCAAGGCUCCUUUAGCUCUGGAUUCUUUCCGAGGGGGUAGUAUAUUGGACUUGAGCAAGCUGAGCAACAUGGUCCGAGCGGUGGCCCAGAAGGAUGUCACCUCACCCAGAAGUUCCCAAAAUACCCCAAUGCCCUGGGAUAUCCAGGACGACGCCUACAGCACCCGAGAUGUGUCGCAGCGACACAGCCGCGAGAAUCCCAAUCGAGACAGUCGAGAUAGCCAACGAAUGCGCAUUGAACGCUUGGGCAUUGGACAAGCACCAGCACCAGCACCAGCACAACCUCAAAUCCAACCCCAGCCCCAUGCGCAUCCUCAUCCACCGCCAGGCCAUGCACGAACCGACAGUGGCGGCAAUGCCUCCUCGACCGACUGUACCCACGAGCAUGGCAGUCAGCCAGCCCGAAAGCAUGAUUACGAUCUGCAUGCCAUGGAAACGGCCCUUGCAGGAGCCCAGAUCAGAGACACCAAGCACUCCAUCCCCGCGCCAGUUGUGACUGUGCGCAGUGAAUACCCGACGCUGACUCGCUCGCUCCAACAACAGAGCGUGACGUGCCUGGUGACGAUCGAGGUGCCCGAAAGUAAAUGGCAUCCACAAUUCGACGACGUCCAACACACCCCGCCAGUUCCACCCCUGCCGACCGAUUCGGGCAUCGGUAUACCAGCCAGGCAAAGACGGGAGCCUUCACAAGAGCCUAUGGCCUACGAGUCCCCCGAAGUGCUCGACCGGAUUACCGAAGAGCUCCAGAUGCGCGUGGACAAUUGGCACGGACUCGAAUUCCAGAGGUUUGGCAAUCUUCGCCUGCAUGGUGUGGUCCGCGUGGGCAAGGACCGGCAUUCGUGGCAAGAGCUCGAGUGCUACUUGUUUGGAGAAAUGCUCAUCUGCGUCAAGGAAAAGAAGAAUGCUCCGCCUGUCAUCGCUGAUUCCGGGCGCAAGAUGACGAGGUGCACUCUGAAGGGCUCCAUCCUGAUCAGGAAACACUUGAAGCAAGUGCACGCGUCACUGGAGGAGAACAUCCUGACGUUAAAUCUCUCUGUGGCGGAAUUGCCGACAUUCCAUCUGCUUUUCCCCGAGAGGGAGGAGCUCCAGCUCUGGCAGCGUGCUCUGAGAGAUCUACAUGUUACCGAGCCUUCUCCCCGAUAUCCCCCAGACUAUGACCAGGACACUUCGGGGACGGACGAAGAAGAUUAUGGUCGGCAGCACAGAACAGUGCGACGCGUCCCCUCCGUCGCCUCGUCAUAUGGUGGGCCGAAGUCAGCCACGACCGCAGCCACCGAGUACUCCAUGCACAGGCCGGUCUUUGAGAGGCGGGUGCCUCCUUCGUUGCAUGUUCCGAUCGAUGUCGUCGUGGUGAUCCCCAUCUCGUCGUCCAUGCAAGGGUUGAAGAUCACCCUGUUGAGAGACACCCUCCGGUUUUUGGUCUCCAAUCUGGGAGAGCGUGAUCGGAUGGGCUUGGUUACCUUUGGUUCAAGUGGCGGGGGCGUGCCCGUCGUGAGCAUGACGACCAAAACCUGGUCUGGCUGGAACAACGUUCUCAAUUCAAUCCGACCGGUUGGACAAAAGAGCUUGCGUGCAGACGUGGUGGAGGGAGCCAAUAUGGCCAUGGAUCUUCUGAUGCAGCGAAAAUCCGCCAACCCGAUCUCCACCAUCCUCUUGAUCAGUGACUCGUCGACCGCGGAGAGUGACAGUGUGGAUUUUGUCGUCCAGAGAGCUGAAGCUGCGAAGGUCGGAAUCUACUCCUUUGGGCUCGGGCUCACCCAUAAACCGGAGAGCAUGAUCGAGCUCUCCAGCCGCACCAAAGCAUCCUACCUAUAUGUGAAAGACUGGAUGAUGCUGCGCGAAUGCGCCGGUGGCGUGCUCGGGGCUCUCCAGUCCACCUCACACCAGAAUGUCAAACUCAGACUCAAGCUCCCCGAGGGAUCUCCGGCGAAGUUCAUCAAAAUUAAUGGCGCCCUGCAAACCACCAGAAGAGCGAGCGGUCGGGACGCGGAAGCGGCUCUGGGGGAUCUUCGAUUUGGCGACAAGCGAGAUAUUCUGGUACAAUUGGCCAUUGAUCCGGAUAAUACCACUCCAGAAGCUGUUCCCCAGGAUCCCUGGGAGUCUAUUGUGUCUGGCCUCGAGGCUCUGGGAGGCUCGCUCGACAGCGAUGUUGAACGUGUGCAAAGUAUCGAGGAAGUGCCUCUGCUUCAAGCAGAUCUCUCAUUUGGAGAUCUUCUGCGGGAUGGCGCCAUCACGCAACUCCCACGACCGUCUUUGCUGGCCAUCACCAUGCUACCUUCGAGCCAAUCAGCCCGUCAAAGCGGGCGACCACCAACACCUCCCAUUCCUCCCCAUCCUCAUAUCGUCCAGCGGCGAAUGGAGCUGCUGACCUCGGACAUGUUGAGCCGUGCUCUCACCCUGGUGUCCCGUGGUCAGCACGAGCGUGCCCACCAUCUGUUGAACGAGACCAGGACGAUCCUUAAAGGUCUGGGCAAAGGCGGACUGCCCCCUCUACCUCCGGGCGCCAGUCACCAUGUUGUCAACAAGCGACACACUCCUCCGUCCAAGGAUGCGAGUCCAAGAGCUGGAUCACCCGAGCGAACCCGUGAUCGUAGCCCUCAUUCUGACGCCAGCACACCGAUCCCACGUACGACUGGCAUUGACCACACCGUCAUGAACGCUCUUGAUGCCGAUAUUGAAGGCGGGCUGGAAUGGAUCAGCCACCCGGCCGUGUUCUCGCGUGACGCCCGCAAGGCCGUUCUCCAAGCCAUUGGAGUGAUUUCAUCUCAACGAGGGUACACUUUCCGCACCGCAUCCGAGUCGAUCUGGGCUGAGCGGAUACCUGGAGUCAAACGGCUGACGGAGCAAUCCCGAGAAUGGAGGGAAGCCGGUGACGAUGCCCUGACUGAAGAGUGA